GAAGUGUGUAAUAAAAAAUUAACUAGAGAGAGAGAUAGAGAGAGAUGGAGAAAACGGGUGGAAUAGCAGUAGUAUUGUCCGCGAAGGAGGCAUUCGAUAAGUUAGAGAAGGUUGGAGAAGGAACGUAUGGGAAGGUGUACAGAGCAAGAGAGAAGGCUACUGGGAAGAUCGUUGCUCUCAAGAAGACACGUCUCCACGAGGAUGAUGAAGGUGUCCCUCCCACCACUCUCCGUGAGAUUUCCAUUUUGCGAAUGCUCUCUCGCGAUCCCCAUGUCGUCAGGUUAUUGGAUGUCAAACAAGGUCAGAACAAGGAAGGAAAAACAGUCCUCUACUUGGUCUUCGAGUACAUGGAUACUGAUCUCAAGAAAUUCAUUCGCACUUUUCGUCAAUCUGGAGACAACAUCCCACCCACAAUCACCAAAAGCUUGAUGUACCAACUUUGCAAGGGCGUUGCUUUCUGCCAUGGCCAUGGAAUCUUGCACAGGGACUUGAAGCCUCACAAUCUCUUGAUGGACCGAAAAACAAUGAUGCUCAAAAUUGCUGAUCUUGGGCUUGCUAGAGCGUUUACUGUGCCACUUAAGAAGUACACUCAUGAGAUACUAACCCUGUGGUAUAGAGCUCCUGAAGUCCUUUUGGGGGCUACCCAUUACUCAAUGGCGGUGGAUAUGUGGUCUGUUGCCUGCAUAUUCGCUGAACUUGUUACCAAGCAAGCACUAUUCCCUGGUGAUUCUGAGCUGCAACAACUGCUUCAUAUAUUCAGGCUGUUGGGGACUCCUAAUGAAGAGAUGUGGCCAGGUGUUAGUAAACUAAUGAACUGGCACGAGUACCCUCAGUGGAGCCCUCAAAGUCUUUCAAAGGCUGUUCCGAAUUUGGAAGAGGCUGGUCUGGAUCUGCUCUCUCAAAUGUUGCAAUAUGAACCUUCAAAGCGGAUUUCUGCAAAGAAAGCUAUGGAACAUCCUUACUUUGAUGGCCUGGACAAGACCAAUCUUUAGGUUACAAAAUGAUGAUUUGGAUGUAGGAAUUCUUAUCAUGCUUCUCUCGAGCGCGAAUCAAUAUCUGUUUUUAGGAUGAUUAACUUUUCCCGUCUGAUUUUCCCAUUACUUGAUACUGUGGAUUAUAGAGAUCUGGAUUUUAGUCUCUUAAAAAUACCUUAUGAUAAAUUUUAGUCUCUUAAAAAUACCUUAUGAUAAA
Molecule: messenger RNA, 1191 nt
Organism: Cicer arietinum (chickpea)
Lineage: Eukaryota; Viridiplantae; Streptophyta; Magnoliopsida; Fabales; Fabaceae
Product: cell division control protein 2 homolog D
Biological process (GO): G1/S transition of mitotic cell cycle; regulation of gene expression; regulation of G2/M transition of mitotic cell cycle
Cellular component (GO): nucleus; cyclin-dependent protein kinase holoenzyme complex; cytoplasm
Molecular function (GO): ATP binding; cyclin-dependent protein serine/threonine kinase activity; cyclin binding
Source: RefSeq, a predicted model, not a curated record